AUGAAAUACAACGGCCCUGUGUGCAUUAUGUCCCUUCCGGUAGGACACGACAAAGAACGUUUAUACCAGAGGAACAAUACAUGGAGCCGUAUUAUGCCUAGACCAGAACACAAAGGGCAGCUACAGAAAGGGCCUUCGUUAGCGCUCUGUGAGCAUAGCCCAGAUCACACACUGAAGCUCUUCACAGCUCAGCUAGCACCACGAUAUCCUGAAUACGAAGCACUAUAUUACUGCACUAAGUUAACUCAACAACACAGCACAGGCGAGGCGAGCGAACAACACACUGCCAUGGUGUACUUCCUCCGGCGACAGGAAGCUCAGCCGACCGUGGCAGCCGCACCUGCUCCCAGCUCUAAUGCCUCUCAUUCGCCGUACAGAUACGGCCCAAGAAAUAUCCAGACAGCGGAGAAUACCUGCGACGUUGAAGAAUGCCCAGUAUCCAAUAUAGAGGAGAUAGAAGGAAUGGAACCGAAGCAGCUCGCAGGUUUAUUGCUCAAUUUCAGGAACGGCUUUCAGCCUUUAUUGCAGGUUCGAUAA
Nezara viridula (southern green stink bug) is the source of this 537-nucleotide messenger RNA. The record is from the annotation of a GenBank genome assembly. NCBI's taxonomy places the organism in Eukaryota, Metazoa, Arthropoda, Insecta, Hemiptera, Pentatomidae.